AAUCGCCACAUCAGACUGAGGCUAACCUAAGUGCUUUGCCCUCUUGCCACUCUUUAACUCUGGCAACACGCGCGCACCCAGAAGGGGAAUCUGUGUGCAGAAAUGACCGACGAAUGGCAGGCCAAGGUUCAGAAGUUGCGGCAGAUUGUGACGGAAAAGGGUCACCAGGCCGGUGGAGGGUGGGACCACGCCUGGCAGACGAGCCUCACGCCCUGGGACCGCGGCCAGGGCCCUCAGCCGGCGCUCACGUCGUCGUACGAACGAGAUGCGAGGACAAAGAAUCUGCUGCCGCAGUCUGCAGGCGGUAAUGCGCUCGUGCCCGGCUGCGGGAGGGGAGUCGAUGUCGAGUAUCUCGCCAGCCGGGGUUUCGACAAGGCCGUCGGCGUCGACCUGGUGCAGGGAGCCAUUGACAAGGCUCACAAUUGGCUGGCCUCUCUUCCGAGGCAGCCGUGGCACGAUCGCAUCUCCUUCGUCGCUCUCGACUAUCUGAGCGUCGGGCAAGAUGAUGAAUCAAAGCUCGACCUGACCGCCAAGUCUCUCUUCGGAUCCUUUGACCUCGUCUAUGACUACACCUUCUUUUCUGCUUUGCCGCCUGCCUUGCGACCCAAGGUGGCCGCAUCGCAUGCCAAGGUUACCAAGCGCGGGGGGAAGCUCUUCACUGUCGUCUAUCGUCUAAAGGUGGAUGGCGACGGCUAUGACGGUUCGGGCCCUCCUUUCAAGGUCACCCCGCAAGACUAUCAUGACGUCCUCGACGCUUAUUUCGAUCUCGAAUUUCACGGCAAGCCCCUGGAGCAUGCUCCGGGACACGAGGGCAUCGAGGAGAUCAUGAUCUGGAAGAGGAAGGAGGUUGAAUGAACCGAGCAAAGAGCAGUCUGGACCAUACUCCCGUUUUGUUAGUCACGAGACACGAUGGAAAUACAUGUUGGAUGCUAUUUAUGGCAUUUAUAAUCUCG
This is a messenger RNA of Acaromyces ingoldii, 953 nucleotides long. Its product is annotated as S-adenosyl-L-methionine-dependent methyltransferase. Gene Ontology annotation, molecular function: S-adenosylmethionine-dependent methyltransferase activity. NCBI's taxonomy places the organism in Eukaryota, Fungi, Basidiomycota, Exobasidiomycetes, Exobasidiales, Cryptobasidiaceae. The record is from RefSeq and is a predicted model, not a curated record. The transcript is spliced from 4 exons. The coding region runs from base 103 to 855 and encodes 250 amino acids.